AUGGAAACCACCACUACUACCUUCUGCUCAUACCAUUUCUCACGUUCUCCAAAUAACCUCUCAAAACCCCCAUUUCAAGUUCCAAUUCCAAAGCCACCCCACACAAUUAAUCAGAAUCGCCAAUUCCGAUUCUCACCCAUCUCAGCCACAUUCAACUCCCCCAAAGGAUUCGGCCCUCCUCCCCCCAAGAAAAUCACCAAAAAGACCCUCAUCCCAAAGAAAGAUGAAGACGAGGAAGAAGAAGAAGAGAUAGAGAGAGAAGCAGGUGUGAUUCCAGAGGUAGUAACCAACAGAAUGAUGGGUAGAAUUGGGCUUUCCGUUGGAAUCCCAUUGUUUAUAGGCCUAUUGUUCUUUCCAUUCUUUUACUAUCUAAAAGUAGGAUUGAAGAUCGAUGUGCCGACUUGGAUACCCUUCAUUGUGUCGUUUGUGUUCUUUGGUACAGCCCUAGCGGGUGUUAGUUAUGGGAUUGUGUCCACCAGUUGGGACCCUAUGAGGGAAGGCUCUUUAUUGGGUUGGAAUGAAGCUCAAAAGAAUUGGCCUGUUUUCUGGCAAUCUCUUUGGGGUUCACCUGGUUCUAAAAACAAGUUUUGA
Lactuca virosa is the source of this 591-nucleotide messenger RNA. NCBI's taxonomy places the organism in Eukaryota, Viridiplantae, Streptophyta, Magnoliopsida, Asterales, Asteraceae. The record is from the annotation of a GenBank genome assembly.